UCUCCAUCUCCAAUAAUAAUUACUAAUGCACUGUCAAUGUCUUCUGAAAGUGUUGGGUAAAUAAUCAGUUCCACUGUAUCCCGUCCUGUCUUGGGCCAAUAAUAUCAUUCACCAUCUUCCACGACCCAGACCGCAUCAGUUAUUAUGGUAGCUAUCUAGUUACUAUGCGACCAGCUACGAUGCAAGAUAACUCGGAACAUCCAGAAUUGGCUUGAUCUACUCUGUGUGAGAUUGAAUAUUAUUGUAUGGUUGAGCAGUGUGAUAAUGAUGAUAAUAAUAUUGGCCAGUCCAGGUAACGUUAUCGCGACAGGGAUUAAGUAUUAGAUAAGUCAACCCCGCAUGGCCUGUUCACUAUCGCAAAUAUUCAUACUUGAGUUGUUGUAGAAACAUCUCGCAUAUAUUAACAAGAACAAAACAUACAAUAAAUAAUAAUCCCCUAUGGAUGCAGAAAUAUUAAUUGUCGGCGCUGGCAUAUUUGGCGUAAGCACAGCGUACCACCUCGCCCAAAGACACCAUGACCCAUCCAAGAUCACAGUGCUCGAUCGAGCACCAGUACCAGCAGCAUGUGCGGCCUCAACGGACAUAAAUAAAAUCGUCCGUGCGGAUUACUCGAAACCAUUCUAUGUCGAGCUCGCGUAUGAAGCCAUGGAUGCCUGGAGGAGCUUUCCAUUCUUCAGGGACGCCAACGUUUAUCACCAGACGGGGUGGAUCAUGAUGGAUGAGAAAAACAGCGAUCUGGCGGUUAGAAUCCGCAAGAACUUCCGUGAUGGCAAUCGGGAGGAUGUCUCUGCCGAUUUGACUGAAGAGGAAGUACGGACUAGAUGGGGGGCCCUCCUGGCGCAGAUGGAUGCACGGGAAUAUGGCUCGUACUAUUGGAAUCCGUCAGCAGGCUGGGCGGAUGCCGCAAAAGCAGUCGAGGUGAUGAUGCACGAAGCAACAAGAUUGGGCGUCAAGUAUGAGGUUGGAGAAGCUGCGCGGAUUGUUUUUGAACAGGGUGCGGUAAAAGGUGUAGAAACAAAGGAUGGAAGACGGCACACAGCAGAGAAAGUGCUAUUAGCUACAGGAGCGUGGACGAGCCAGCUGAUGUCGACAGUCGAAGACGAGCUUAAUAUGCCAGACGCUGAAAGAGUCGAAAAUCAAGUUACAGCUGCUGGCGUUUGCGUCGCACAUUUUCAGCUUAAGCCGGAGGAAGCGGCAUUAUACAGACAGUUGCCCGUGCUCAUCUUUGGAGCCAAAGGAGAAGUGCUCCCUCCCACUGAUCGGGACGUGUUCAAAUUCACGAAUGCAACUUCAUUCAGAAACACAAUCACAACCAAGACAGGCCACAAGAUAUCCGUACCACCGGACCAGGAGCAGCACAUCGUGCCAUUGAAACUCCAGGAAGAGUCUAUUAAACUAGUACGAGACCGUAUUCCCCAGAUCUUGGAAAAUGGGAGGAAAGUCGACUACUACCGAAUGUGCUGGGAUGGAAUCACCCCUAAUCAGAGCCAGCUCCUCACACAACACCCGGACCCACGGCUAUCUAACCUGUACUUCGCGGUAGGAGGAUCUUUUCACAGCUGGAAGUUCCUUCCCACGAUCGGGAAAUAUGUUGCGAAUGUGCUUGAAGGCAUAAGUAAUGGUCCCGAGAAGGACGAAGUCUGGUCGUGGAAGCAUCCAUCAUCCCUUGCUGAACGAGGUGCUCACGAAAAGGUAGUACCUCGGAGGGAAUUGAGAGAUCUCGAGUAACUCUCGGGGAUGACAAAAGUACAGACGGAAUGGGCCAAUUCGUUGCUUAAUUGGAUGACACGAACAUUAUCGUGUUUUUGUAGUCCGAGGCACUGCCCAUCUUGACAAUAGGACUUCACAGUAUUAGAGCUCGUAGAGACUUUAAGUUUGAAGUUAUGCAUCUUGAUAAAGUCGGUCGUGGCAUCCCUAAUCUUGAUCUCGCUUAUGAGAUCCACGAACCACGUAUUGGUACUCUAUCAUGGAUGAAAAUUAUGCAUUCCGGA
Messenger RNA from Paecilomyces variotii, 1991 nucleotides. RefSeq names its product FAD dependent oxidoreductase. The record is from RefSeq and is a predicted model, not a curated record. The coding region runs from base 439 to 1728 and encodes 429 amino acids. The transcript has 2 exons. NCBI's taxonomy places the organism in Eukaryota, Fungi, Ascomycota, Eurotiomycetes, Eurotiales, Thermoascaceae. Gene Ontology annotation, molecular function: flavin adenine dinucleotide binding; saccharopine oxidase activity; sarcosine oxidase activity.